Triticum turgidum subsp. durum (durum wheat) is the source of this 1332-nucleotide messenger RNA. The record is from the annotation of a GenBank genome assembly. NCBI's taxonomy places the organism in Eukaryota, Viridiplantae, Streptophyta, Magnoliopsida, Poales, Poaceae.
AUGGCGACGGCGAGCGGCCUCUCCGCCCCUCUGCAGCUCCUCUCCUUGCGGCGGGCACCCGCCAAGAACCUCUCGCCGCGGAGAGCGGCCGCGGGAGCUCUGUCAGGUUCACUUAUUGUUAAGAGAUUUUCUUUAUGCACCGGGAGAAGUCACCACCAAUUUUUACCAUUGAAACAAAGGGGAAGGUUGCAAGCAGCAGUGCUACCUGUUACUCCACCACUGCUUGAUGACGAGGAAAAAAGGAAGCAAAUGUCUGAAGAUUAUGGUUUCAAACAAAUUGGAGAACAGCUACCAGAUAACAUUACUCUUAAAGAUGUCAUGGAUACUCUGCCUAAAGAGGUUUUCGAAAUUGAUGAUGUAAAGGCUUGGGCAUCUGUUCUUAUAUCAGUUACUUCGUAUGCUUUCGGUCUUUUCCUUAUUUCAAAAGCUCCAUGGUAUCUUCUUCCCGUUGCUUGGGCAUGGGCUGGUACAGCAGUGACCGGGUUUUUUGUCAUAGGUCAUGAUUGUGCACAUAAAUCAUUUUCAAGGAAUAAGCUAGUGGAGGAUAUCGUUGGAACUCUAGCCUUCCUGCCAUUAAUUUACCCUUAUGAACCUUGGAGAUUUAAGCAUGACAGACAUCAUGCCAAGACAAAUAUGUUAGUAGAAGAUACUGCAUGGCAACCUGUUUGGCAAAAGGAAAUUGAAUCGUCUUCUUUCUUAAGGAAGGCAAUUAUAGUUGGUUAUGGUCCUAUCAGGCCAUGGAUGUCUAUUGCUCACUGGUUGAUGUGGCACUUUGAUCUGAAAAAAUUCAGACCAAAUGAACUCCCUAGGGUGAAGAUAAGUUUGGCGUGUGUCUUUGCAUUCAUGGCAAUUGGAUGGCCCCUAAUCAUUCUUCAAUCCGGAAUAGCUGGCUGGUUCAAGUUUUGGUUCAUGCCAUGGAUGGUUUAUCACUUUUGGAUGAGCACCUUUACGAUGGUACAUCACACUGCUCCUCAUAUACCUUUCAAAUCAUCAAAAGAGUGGAAUGCUGCACAGGCGCAAUUAAACGGCACAGUUCACUGUAGCUAUCCUCGAUGGAUAGAGAUCCUUUGCCAUGACAUAAACGUACAUGUCCCGCACCAUAUUUCUCCGAGAAUUCCAAGUUAUAACCUUCGUGCUGCCCACAACUCCAUUAAACAGAACUGGGGCAAGUAUAUCAACGAGGCCAGCUGGAAUUGGCGGCUGAUGAAGACAAUACUGACUACGUGCCAUGUGUAUGACAAAGAGAGAUACUACGUUUCUUUUGACGAGCUCGUACCUGAGGAAUCUCAACCAAUAAGAUUCCUUAAGAAGUUCAUGCCAGAUUAUGCUUGA